Messenger RNA from Trichosurus vulpecula (common brushtail), 4979 nucleotides. It is a transcript of the gene SLC1A4, whose product is annotated as solute carrier family 1 member 4. Gene Ontology annotation, biological process: L-glutamate transmembrane transport; L-serine transport. Gene Ontology annotation, molecular function: L-alanine transmembrane transporter activity; L-serine transmembrane transporter activity; symporter activity. Gene Ontology annotation, cellular component: plasma membrane. NCBI's taxonomy places the organism in Eukaryota, Metazoa, Chordata, Mammalia, Diprotodontia, Phalangeridae. The record is from RefSeq and is a predicted model, not a curated record. The coding region runs from base 317 to 1921 and encodes 534 amino acids. The transcript is spliced from 8 exons.
AAGGGGGCUGGCUCCUCUCCUCGUUGCAUCAUCCUCAGCCCUCGGCGCCGCUUCUGGAAGCCCGGUGCGGCGCACACGACUCCUCCGGUGCUCCAACCCGUGCCCGGGGCCUCCUCGCCGGCCCAGCCUUGCCCAGUCCUGCCCCGCACGUUCCUGCCCCGGCGCGCCAGCUAGGGAGGAGGAGGACGAAGCUGCGUGCGCUCCCGCUUCGCCCGCUCCGUCCGACCCGGUCCUCGGGGGAAGCAUCCCCGGGGAUCUCCAGUCCUCUUUCCCAGCCGCGGUCCGGGAUCAGCCCGGGUAGAGCCAGCCGGAGAACAUGGAGAAGAGCAACGAGACCAACGGCUACAUCGAGGGCAAGGAGCCGGCCCCCGAGCUGGGGGCCGGCGAGGCCGGCGCGCAAGGGCGGGCGCGGCGCUGCGGGGGUUUCCUGCGGCGCAACGCGCUGGUGCUGCUGACCGUGUCCGGGGUGCUGGCGGGCGCCGGGCUGGGCGCGGCGCUGCGGGGGCUAGCGCUGAGCCCCGCGCAGGCCACCUACCUGGCCUUCCCCGGGGAUAUGCUGCUCCGCAUGCUGCGCAUGGUCAUCCUGCCGCUCGUGGUCUGCAGCCUGGUGUCGGGCGCGGCCAGUCUGGACGCCAGCUCCCUGGGCCGCCUGGGGGGCAUCGCGGUCGCCUAUUUCCUGCUGACCACGUUGGGCGCCUCGGCGCUGGCUGUCGCCCUGGCUUUCAUCAUCCGGCCGGGAGCCGGCGCUGGGGCCCUCCUGUCCAGCGACCUGGGCUUGGAGAGCUCAGAAACACCCCCAGUCACCAAGGAAACCGUAGAUUCGUUUCUUGACCUGGUCAGAAAUCUGUUUCCAUCUAACCUUGUGGUAGCUGCUUUCCGCACGUACGCCACUGACUACAAGAGGGUCAUCCAGAACGUGACCUUUGGAAACACCACUUUAGAACAGUCCGUGCAGGUCCCCUAUGGCAUAGAGAUCGAAGGGAUGAAUAUUUUGGGCUUGGUCCUCUUUGCCCUGGUCUUGGGAGUGGCCUUGAAGAAGCUAGGCUCAGAAGGAGAAGAACUGAUCCGUUUCUUCAAUGCCUUCAAUGAAGCAACAAUGGUGCUAGUAUCUUGGAUUAUGUGGUAUGUUCCUGUAGGUAUUAUGUUCCUUGUUGGAAGUAAGAUUGUAGAAAUGAAAGACAUUGUCACCUUGGUGACCAGCCUGGGAAAGUACAUCUUUGCGUCAAUUCUGGGCCACAUCAUCCAUGGAGGGAUUGUUCUGCCACUCGUUUAUUUUGCUUUCACACGGAAGAACCCAUUCCGAUUUCUUCUUGGACUCCUCACACCAUUUGCAACAGCCUUUGCAACUUGUUCCAGCUCAGCCACCCUCCCAUCCAUGAUCAAGUGCAUUGAAGAAAAUAACGGUGUAGAUAAGAGGAUCAGUAGGUUCAUCCUUCCCAUUGGGGCCACCGUGAACAUGGACGGGGCGGCCAUUUUCCAGUGCGUGGCGACUGUGUUCAUUGCCCAGCUUAAUAACGUGGACCUGAAUGCAGGACAGAUCUUCACUAUUCUGGUGACCGCCACGGCUGCCAGUGUUGGAGCUGCGGGAGUGCCAGCUGGAGGCGUUCUCACCAUCGCCAUUAUCCUAGAGGCCAUUGGGCUGCCCACUCAUGAUCUCUCCCUGAUCCUGGCAGUGGACUGGAUCGUGGACCGGACCACCACCGUGGUGAAUGUGGAAGGGGAUGCCCUGGGUGCUGGUAUCCUCCAUUACCUGAAUGAGAAGGCAACAAAGAAGGUGGACCAUGAGCUCAGCGAGGUGAAAGUGGAGGCAGUCCCCAACUGCAAGUCUGAGGAUGAGACCUCCCCUCUGGUGACCCAUCGAAACCCAGCACCCGCUCCGGCCAGCGUCCCUGAGUUAGAGUCCAAGGAGUCGGUCCUGUGAGCAAUGGCGAAGCCUCGUGCUGGGCCCGCCACAGGUGGUAUGCAGCGUAUCGGCCCUGUCGCAUCUGGACCAAGCACCUCUUGGACCUUUGUACCUCCCGAGGGAUGCUUUGGGACAACACCCUAGGCGAUUUGUGUUACUUAGUGUGUGCCCUGGGGCUUCCCAGUGGGACCCAUUUAUCUUAAACCGGAACAAACACUUCCAUGUUUCUUGCUAUUCAUGUACAGAUGCCGCUCUGUGUGUGUGUGUGUGUGUGUGUGUGUGUAUGUGCUCUUGUAUGUGCAUACAUGUGAAUAUUCAUUUCUAAACAUCAUCCCUAUGACCUAUUACCACCACAUGUUGAUUAAAGCAAAUUAGAGCAAAUAUAUUCUCCACUGAAACCCAGUUAGCUCUGUGGGAAGGCAAGGUAUUGGUUAGUGUCCCUAGGGAUUCCCUAAUAGUGCCUAAUGAGUGGAAACAAAAAAAAAAUUGGCCUUCUCCCUUCUCUCUCCCCCACCUACCCUUCCAGCCUCCCCCCCACUUCCUCCCCCCAGCAAAUGGAAUCAGUAAACCAAGAGCAUUCCACUGUUGUUUGGAGAGGUUUGUGCCAUGGUGUAUGUGGCUUCUGUAUCCAUGGUCAUGCUGUGCCAAAGGAGAGCCUACUCAGUGGAUUUCAGCAUCGCUCACAUGCCAGCCAAUGUCAUAGGGUCUCUGGUCUUCUAGGAAGUCAGGGGUAGACUCCCUUCUGGCCCAGAGUCCCGACUAGCUCAGUCCACCUGUCCCCACCCUCAAUACCUAUCAAAGCUGAUUGCUUCCCUCAGCUAGAAUUUUGGCAAUGCUGCAGCUGUGUGUAUGUCUGGUAAUGAAUUCUGGUCUGACAGAAGGUCACAAGAUCAAACUCUGUGGUGCUGUACCCAUGGUGUCAGGUCAGGUGUCUCAUUUAGGGUGUGUGUGUGUGUGUGUGUGUGUGUGUGUGUGUGAAAAAGAGAGAGUUAUGUAUUUCAUCAACGUAUUUUAACUCUGCUACUCCAUUCUUUAGGGUGACACAUGGCCAGAAGGGUACCACCAGAGAGCGAGAAAGGGUACUGGCUAAUCCCAGGUCCCCUGGCUUUGAUUUGAGUUGGCUUUUUUGAGUGGAACCAAACCUACUUUAAAAGGAAAUGAUGGGAAAACUAAUCAGAAACUGAACAACAUGUCCUGCAUUCCUCAUUGAAGUAUUGGCUCCACCCGAAUCAAACUUUGUGAGAGGUUUUGGUACAUUGAGCAAAGAAGGCAAGGUAUUCCUACUAGAAAGAAUUAGACUUUAGAGGGAGGAGACCACAUAUCUACUUCUGACUUUGGUACUUCAUCCUUGUGUGACCUGGAGUCACUGUGCCUCACUCUUCUCCCCUCCAUCCCCAGUCUGUAAAAUAGGCGUAGUAAUACCUGUCUUUUACCUACCUCACAGGGAUUUGGUGAGGCCAGCUCAGUUAAUCUAAGAAAAGACCGCUGAGCUCUUUUGAAGGAAAUAUCUGGGAGGUAUUUUUAUUUAAUGGCCAAGUAAUAACUGUCCAAACAGGCAUCAGUCACAAUCAUUCAGACUGAUUCUUACAAGCAGAGCUUUGUUCCAUGUUUGUGUGUAUGUGUGUAAACAUAAACCUCCAUUGUGUUUCAUGAAUUUUUGUUUUAUGCUUUUUGAGUUCAGUCGAAUCUGUUGCUGGAUUUUCUUAGUAAUGCAAGGUUUCCACUCCUUAAAUCCUUGUCAUUCUCUCCCACCCCCUUGGUUUCUGUUCACUGGGGUGAAUGAAAGGGCAGUUUUGUACUACCUGGCUUUGCUGGAGCUCACAGUUGAUGGCAGGGAUUGUCACAGCAUGUGUUCGGCUACAUUUGAGGUGGGCCCCAUUUACCAACCCAGACUGAUCCAAAUCCAGCCCCAGAUUUCUCCGUCUUCACUUACCCAGGAGCCACAGGUAAGCUCUCACAAAGAUGAAUUGUAUCUCCAGUGCUUAGCACAGUGUUUGGCACAUAGUAGGUGCUUAAUAAGUGUUGAUUGAUUGAUUGAAAGGGGUAGAGAGGAGAAUGAUGGGACAGGGAGAAUCCCUCCCUCCCUCCCUCCCUUCUCCACACAUCCUCUAUCUUUGUAGACCUGUGCCCAGGCAGAAGGCAAAGAAGGAACCAAGGAGCAUGUAGAGGUGACAAACAAGUCUCAAUUCCCCCAUAUUGCAGAGAAAAGUCCUCAUGUGUAGCUCACUUGAAGCCAGCUUAGCUAAAAAGUCCUCUCCUAAAGCUCCAUAACAGCCAAGGCCAGUGGUUUAAAUGGAAAAAAUAAACUGAGGUCAAUCAGAAAGGCAAGCAAGGUGCAGGCACAUUUUUCUCUCUCUUAGACCUAGGGAAGCUCAUUGCUAGUGUCCUAGACUCAAAGAGGAAGAUAUUCUAGUGGUUUUUAAACGAUUAAAUCUUCCCUUCCUGUUUCCCACUUUUCCUGCUCCAAGAAGUAUGUUACGUGCACACGGAUGGUUUGCUUUUUGUUUUAGUUAACCAUUGAAAAACAGUUUCUGUCUAUCGAGCCCUUCCUGCUUGGACUUUGGUCUAAACUGUCACAGAAAUAAAUGGCCUGAUGCCCUGAUUUGGUCCCCAAUUUCCCCCUUCAUUCACUCAUUCAGCCAAAGGCAAUUAUAUUGUAGGAAGGAAAAAGCAGAGCUGGGAAAAUAAAGCCUAAUCAUGUACUGUGACAGUGCCUGACCCUAGAAGCUUGGGGGGAAGAGAAGGGAAUCUAAGUUAAUCUGUUCAGUUCAUCAGCCCUCUUUGAGACUUUGAAAGGAGUGGGAAUUGACAACUUCUUUUUGCUUUUGUCUGACCCGAGCCUGCCAGGAGGUUUUUCUGUAGAAGAUAUAAAACAAGGGUUAAGAUGUCAUUUUCUUGGUGCCCAUGACAAGGUUUUCCUACUUGCCCUUUUCUGAUAUUUGUUGUAAAUGGUGGUCCUCUCUAAUGGUGUGUGUGUGUGUGUGUGUGUGUGUGUGUGUGUGUGUGUGUGUGUGUGUAUGACUUGCCUUAAAACAGAGCACAGUCUUUGCCAACAAAUACAUGAUUUCUACUGGUU